GGUGUAUGUCUCCUCCUACGUCUAGAGAUGAGGAAGGAAAGGGAAGGCUCAUGUAAAUAAAUACCAGCUUCAAGACAGCAGAAGGAACUGUGUCUUUACAGGACAGGACCUUACGAGAGCACCCUGACUCAGCCUUCAUCACCACACUGUACAAUGGCAGAUUCAAGCUUUCAGCAGGAGUUCCUGGCAACCCACAACUCCUACAGGGCAAAGCACAGCACACCACCACUGAAACUCAACAGUGAGCUGAGUGCUGCAUGUCAGGAAUGGGCCGAUCACUUGCUGGAAAUCGACUCCCUGGACCACAGCGACACAAAGGAUGGAGAGAAUGUCUUCACUAUGUCCAGCUCAGCAGAUUUCAAGCUAACAGGGAAAGAAGCUGUUGAUUCGUGGUACAGUGAGAUCGAGGAUUACGACUGGAACAACCCUGGAGACAGCGAAAGUACUGGUCAUUUCACUCAGGUGGUGUGGAAAGAGAGCACUGAACUGGGCGUGGGCUUUGCCACCAAUGGCAAAACGGCCUUUGUGGUGGGACAGUACCGGCCAGCUGGCAACAUGGACAUGCCGGGAUGCUUUGAGAAAAACGUGCUUCCAACAGCAUAAAGGCUGUGAAUUUUACAGCUGGCAGUGGGGUGGGAGGUACAGACAAAACCUCCAGUGGGGGAGCUGGAGUGAGGCCAAGGAAAACCUGCACUCUGCUGAUGACCUGGACCAUCCCUGCAAUGCUCAGCGCAC
Messenger RNA from Toxotes jaculatrix (banded archerfish), 735 nucleotides. RefSeq names its product Golgi-associated plant pathogenesis-related protein 1-like. The transcript has 6 exons. The coding region runs from base 154 to 603 and encodes 149 amino acids. The record is from RefSeq and is a predicted model, not a curated record. NCBI's taxonomy places the organism in Eukaryota, Metazoa, Chordata, Actinopteri, Toxotidae. Gene Ontology annotation, cellular component: extracellular region.